Corylus avellana is the source of this 1025-nucleotide messenger RNA. RefSeq names its product rac-like GTP-binding protein RAC2. Gene Ontology annotation, biological process: small GTPase-mediated signal transduction. The record is from RefSeq and is a predicted model, not a curated record. Gene Ontology annotation, molecular function: GTPase activity; GTP binding. Lineage: Eukaryota; Viridiplantae; Streptophyta; Magnoliopsida; Fagales; Betulaceae.
CCCACCUUCCCAAAUACCCCUCAACACUCUCCAAUAUGCCUUCUGUCUUGUAGUUACUGCAUUUUCUUGAGAGAUUGUGAAAUCAUCUGCAGCCUUGUUCUAAUGGAGCUUUGCUAGGAGGGUGAAGGAAAAAGGAAGCAGAGUUCAAAAAUGAGCACUGCAAGAUUCAUCAAGUGUGUCACAGUUGGUGAUGGAGCUGUCGGAAAGACCUGCAUGCUCAUCUCUUAUACCAGCAAUACUUUCCCCACUGAUUAUGUGCCCACUGUGUUCGACAACUUUAGUGCUAAUGUUGUGGUUGAUGGUAGCACAGUCAACCUUGGACUAUGGGACACUGCUGGACAGGAGGAUUAUAACAGGCUGAGGCCUUUGAGCUACAGAGGUGCAGAUGUUUUCUUGCUGGCCUUCUCUCUCAUCAGCAAAGCCAGCUAUGAAAAUAUCUCCAAGAAGUGGAUUCCUGAGCUGAGGCAUUAUGCCCCAACUGUGCCAAUAGUGCUUGUAGGAACCAAACUUGAUCUACGGGACGACAAGCAGUAUUUGAUUAAUCAUCCUGGAGCUACACCAAUCACAACUGCCCAGGGUGAAGAACUCAAGAGGGCAAUUGGUGCUGCAGUAUACAUAGAGUGCAGCUCCAAGACUCAACAGAAUGUUAAGGCUGUGUUUGAUGGUGCAAUCAAGGUUGUUCUGCAGCCGCCAAAGCCGAAGAAAAGGCGACGCAAGCCGAGGCCCUGCACAUUCCUCUAAGUUCAUAUUUCCUCCCAGUCUUGCACUCCUAAAUGCCACCCUUUUGAACCUAUCAUGUUUUAUAUUCCCUUGCUUCUUCCUUUGUUUAUUUCUCAAUGUAUUGUGUUCCUAUGCUUCAUAUAUGGAAUUUAGGCAAAUAUGAAACUUUACAAAUGUAAUUUCUGUGAACAACACCAUGUAAGAUAACUUUAUUGUGCAUUGUUGCACCACUUGCUCUUUUGCUAGAUAUUAUUUGAAGUAAAGCUACAAUCGUACCAUGAUUGAAUGGUGGAAUAAAUCAGCCU